GUCAACUCGACAUGACGGAGAUUAAAUGCAUCGUUGUUGGCGACGGAUACGUGGGUAAGACAUGUCUGCUCGUCGCCUACACGUCUGACGUCUACUCGCAACAGAACUUCCUCCCCUUGUUUAACAGCUUCUAUGCCAACGUAACGGUGAAUGGCGACCUGUUCAACCUACACCUGAUUGACACACCAGGAAUAGAGGAGUAUGAUCGCCUGCGUUCUAUUUGCUACACGAACGUCGACGUGGUUCAGAUCUGUUUCUCUCUAGAGAACCAGUCUUCAUUUGACAGCAUCCAUGCCAAGUGGUACCCAGAGGUGCGCCACCACUGCCCCACGGCUCCCAUCAUCCUGGUUGGCACUCAACUCGACCUCCGGGACAACAAGGAGACUGUGGAGAAGCUCAGUCGGAAGAUGCUUCCGCUCAUCACCAACGAGCAGGGCCUGGCCUUAGCGAAGAAGAUUGGGGCGGUCAAGUACGUGGAGUGCUCGGCACUCACCCGGAGUGGCAUCAAGACCGUAUUUGACGAGACCAUCAGUGCAGUGCUGUGUGACCCACCUGCCAUGAAGCCCAAGUCCAGGAGUUGCUGCAGGCUACUUUGAGAAAAAAAAACGCUCGUCACGAGGUGGCCACGAGGCUCAGGGGUCAAAGUGCUGAGCUUAGAGGUCACUUCUGAUAUGGUGCACGGGCCAGAGAAGAAAUUGGUACCGCAUUUACUUACAAGGCCAAUACGAGUGAAUAAUUUGAUCAUCCCCUCGUAUAAGAUUGUGAUUUUAUAAUUCACUCUUGUUGACCACAUACAGAUAUUGGAACUGCGAAAGUUAUUCGACCCCAGGAGAUAACGAUAAGUAAAUCAGCUAUGAUAUUAUAGAUGUGAAUCCAGGUUUCAGCCACUUGUGAUUAAACCGAGCUUCUGAAGUGUAGUGAGUUUCUGGCCUCAGCAGACUCACCAAUGACGACUGCACACACAAAGAUCUCGUUAGAAAUCUGGUUGUGCAACUUAGUUUGGCGAGUUUCCAACCCUGGUCAUGCAGAAUAUCACGUGACAAACAUUACUCCUGUAGAAGGAGUGUAUGUAUGUUGAAAUUAUUUCGCACCGUACGUAGCCAACCGCGAUAUUUGGAGUGGGAAAGUGCUGCCCCCUAGUGUGUGAAUAACAGCUCUCUGGGAUACACCUCAGAGGCAGUGACGUGCACUUGC
Lethenteron reissneri (Far Eastern brook lamprey) is the source of this 1194-nucleotide messenger RNA. Its product is annotated as ras-related protein Rac1-like. Gene Ontology annotation, biological process: small GTPase-mediated signal transduction. Lineage: Eukaryota; Metazoa; Chordata; Hyperoartia; Petromyzontiformes; Petromyzontidae. The record is from RefSeq and is a predicted model, not a curated record. Gene Ontology annotation, molecular function: GTP binding; GTPase activity.